Molecule: messenger RNA, 1107 nt
Organism: Cyphellophora attinorum
Lineage: Eukaryota; Fungi; Ascomycota; Eurotiomycetes; Chaetothyriales; Cyphellophoraceae
Product: Pentalenolactone D synthase
Exons: 3
Coding region: 1-1107 (368 amino acids)
Molecular function (GO): N,N-dimethylaniline monooxygenase activity; flavin adenine dinucleotide binding; NADP binding
Source: RefSeq, a predicted model, not a curated record
AUGGGGUCUGUGGACGUUGACACGACGCAGCAUGCGCUGGAAGAAUCGACGCUCCACAUGAUAGCAGACCGGUUGAAAAAGUAUGAUGGCGAGCGCGACAAGCGCUUGCGUCCCGAUGGCCUCGACCAGUACGUCCUUCUGAGCAAGACGGAAGAUCCAACAUUGCGGGCUUUCACCAGAGAUCCUUGGCUUAACGAAAGAUCGGACAAAGUCACGUUGCAUGAUGGCCAGACUAUAGAGCACCUUGUGCUUGGGGCGGGCAUGGGCGGUCUGGCAGCUGGCAUCAAUUUCAUCAAAAGUGGCGUCAACUCGGACGAUGUAUAUCUCGUUGACGACGCUGGUGGACUUGGCGGUAGCUGGUAUUGGAACCGCUAUCCACGGGUCUCCUGCGAUAUCGAGAGCUACGUCUACUUUCCAUACCUUGAAGAGACUGGUUACAUGCCUAAGCAUAAUUUCUCGUAUGGAUUCGAAAUCAGAGCUUAUCUAGAAUCGCUGGCUGCACGCUACGGCCUCGAUAAGAACGCCAUGUAUCGCACCAAGGUACAGUCCGCCGUGUGGGAUGAUUCAGCAAAACGCUGGGAAGUGACAAUGCUCAAAACAAUCUCAAGUGGUCCACCAAAGACCAUCAAAGUACGGACGCGCUUCUUAUCCUUCUUCCCAGGAGUCCACGUAUAUCAGAAACUUCCUGCAAUCCCAGGUAUCUCAUCAUACAGUGGUCAACAAUUUCAUAUAGCUCGAUGGGACUACUCGGUCACCGGAGGCACCGAAGAAGAGCCCGUCUUGGACAAACUUCGCGACAAGCGAGUUGCAAUCAUCGGCAAUGGCUGCAGCGGCGUCCAAGGAAUCGCCGAAGUCGCCAAGUACGCGAAAGAGCUGUACGUGAUGCAACGCACGCCAGCCAGCGUGGAUAUCCGCGAUCAGCGACCUACAGAUCCAGCCGAGUGGGCUGAAAUCAGCAAAGACCCCAAUUGGUGGGACAUUCGAUGUCGAAACAUGGCUGACACGCUCAGCGGUGCCUUGAAGCCUGGCGAGCCACAGCUGGUCGACGACUACACCGUCGGAGUGACCACCUACCGUGUUGUCUUUGGCGGCAAGGCUGAAGGCUGA